Messenger RNA from Aspergillus chevalieri, 1377 nucleotides. It is a transcript of the gene KLP7, whose product is annotated as kinesin-3 family protein uncB. Bases 1 to 1377 code for a protein of 458 amino acids. Gene Ontology annotation, molecular function: microtubule binding; ATP binding; microtubule motor activity. The transcript has a single exon. Gene Ontology annotation, biological process: mitotic spindle organization; microtubule-based movement. The record is from RefSeq and is a predicted model, not a curated record. NCBI's taxonomy places the organism in Eukaryota, Fungi, Ascomycota, Eurotiomycetes, Eurotiales, Aspergillaceae.
AUGAUGGGGACCGCCGAGCAGCCGGGAUUGAUCCCUCGAACUUGCGAAGAUCUCUUCCAGCGCAUCGAAGCCUCGGAGACUCCUGAUGUCAGCUACAACGUUCGGGUGUCGUACUUUGAAGUGUACAAUGAGCAUGUGCGUGACCUGCUCGUGCCUCGGACCGAUCCCCCGAACUAUCUGCGCAUUCGCGAGUCGCCCUCGGAGGGACCGUAUAUCAAGGACCUGACCGAAGUGACUGUGAAGAACUACAGUGAUCUCAUGAAGCACAUGCGCAAGGGCGACACUUCGCGUACGACUGCCAGCACCAAGAUGAACGAUACCUCUUCUCGAUCGCACGCUGUCUUCACCAUCACCCUGAAACAGAUUCACCACGAUCUCUCCACUGAUGAGACUACGGAACGUACGGCGCGCAUUCGUCUGGUGGAUCUGGCGGGCUCUGAGCGGGCCAAGUCCACUGAGGCUACGGGCCAGAGACUUCGUGAAGGAUCCAACAUUAACAAAUCACUCACCACCCUGGGUCGAGUUAUUGCCGCGUUGGCGGAUCCGAAGCAGGGACGAUCCGGAAAACGCAAGAGUCGAGAUGUUGUGCCGUACCGUGAUUCCAUCCUUACCUGGUUGCUCAAAGACAGCCUGGGUGGUAACUCGAAGACGGCCAUGAUUGCGUGUAUUGCCCCCAGCGAUUACGAGGAGACACUCUCCACUCUCCGGUAUGCGGACCAGGCCAAGCGUAUCCGUACUCGUGCUCGUGUCAACCAAGACCAUCUAUCCGCUGCUGAGCGUGACAAGCAGAUUGCCGAGAUGGCGGAGACGAUUCGCACACUCCAACUCAGUGUCAGCCAGGCGGUUGCGAACCGACGUGAGAGCGAAGUCCAGAGCGAGCGCUUGGAGGAUUACCAGCAGAAGGUUGAGAAAAUGCAGCGACUUAUGGAGGAGACCAAGAUGGUCAGCGAGUGCAAGAUCCGUCAACUCAAAACCGAGAAUGAAGCCCUACGCAACCAUCUGAAACUGGCCAUCGACAGUCUGCGCAACCCGAUCCCGCCGGUGACUAUCGAGAAGCGCAAAAGUAGCCUGUAUGCGUUGGGCGAAGAUGAGGAAUCGGAAAACCCGGACCUCACCGAUGAUAAGGAAGAUGACUCGUCUCCUGCUAGUGACGAGGAGCCGGAACCCGAUCUUAUCUGGGAGGAUGAUGAUACCAUUGAAGUCGAAGCUGGUCAGAUCGAAGCGCAGGACAUGCAGUCACACAUGGAGGAUCUUCUGAGCGAUCUCAGCAUGUUCAAGCGCAAACUGGCUUCGGACCAUGAGCGAUUCCGUUCGAUUCGGGAUCAGCAGAAUCGCAAGCAGCGUCGCCCACUCAGUGAUGUGAUGCUCAACGAGUGA